This is a messenger RNA of Symbiodinium necroappetens, 1539 nucleotides long. The record is from the annotation of a GenBank genome assembly. NCBI's taxonomy places the organism in Eukaryota, Dinophyceae, Suessiales, Symbiodiniaceae.
GGCCAAGGCCGACUUGUAUUUGUCGAUGAUGUAUGUGGAAGCUCCUGGGGGCCUCGAGGCGGAGGAUUUCGACGCAUCGGCAUGGGCGGGAUUUCUGUCCGACGUCCAGCCAAAGACAACGCUGAACAUUCAAGGCAAGUGGUCUGACCGCAAGAUGCUGUCCUACCGGGACAGCAAGAUGGAAGCUGUGGAGGUCACCGCGACAGACCUAGGCCAGCUGACAGAUCGCUGGGACAAGCUGCUCUCUACAAGCCACGAGCACGACCUCAGCAGCUUGCUGAAGGAUGCGCAGGAUGAGGGUAUCCUUGAGACUCUGCAGACGGCUCUGUCUUCUGUCUCUUCUGUCGUGCUCCUUUCGCCUGGCAAUUGUGGGGAGUGCGAUACACUGGACAAGGCCGUCAGGUCUGGGCACCUGAACUGCCUGCAGCACCUGCUGCAGAACGGAGCCACCACAUCCACCGAAGCUGAUCUUUCGCCGCUGCAUCUAGCCGUCCUGAAAGCCGGGCAGCGCAAGGACGACAAGAUCGCCAAGCUGUUGGUUGCACAUCACUGCGAUCCGGCCCGGCAAAGUGCGAAUGGUGUGACGCCGCUACACUUCGCAGCGGGUUAUGGCAGAAGUUCGCUGGUUCAGGAGAUGUUGCAUCUGGUGGGCACAGGGACUGUGCUGCAAGACACCAAGCGAAUCUAUACACCCGCUGAGCUCCAAAGAAUGGGCGCAGCAGCAGAUGUGCAGGAUGAGAAGGGCAGAACGGCUCUCUUUCGAGCCUUGACUCAUUCACAUCUGGAGGUGGCGAGGUGGCUUCUUCAGCUGCGGGCAGAUGCCAACAUUUCAGACUCCAGCUCUACUAGCCCACUCCACAUAGCUCUCCAAAGGCCCGGACAACCUGAACUGGCCGAGCUGCUGCUGGAGUCCCGUGCACAAGUCGAUGCUUCCGAUGGCCAGCAGCGCACGCCACUCCACCUGAUUGCAGGUCUUCGGAAGCAGGGCGAGACGGCGAGGAAGCUGGCGGUGCUCGUUCUGGAGCGAGAGUGCCAGACAAAUCCGCUAUGCAGGCGGGAAGACCUAGACGGUUGGACCCCGGUCCAUGAGGCGGCGCUGUCCGGAAAUGUGGAGGUUUUGGAGCUCAUGAUCAAGAAUUUGGGCGAAGUGGGUGGCGCCGAAGUCGACGCGCUCAAGCUGUCCCGUCCGCCGGACUUGUUGCAUCUCGCCGCGAUGGGCAAGAACCCUGCAUGUGUGGAGGCGCUGCUGCACGCACGAGCCCGCCCCGACCAAAAAUGCAGCAUCACUUGGAACAGGGAGAAAUUCCGGAUUGCACACCACCACAACAAAAUUGGGCUUGGGCUCAUGUGCUCGGGAGUUCUGGCGAUGCCCUUCGACCGCAUCCCCUUCAAUACAAAGGUCCCGCCACCCGAGUUCUCACGGAAUGUCAGCACGUGCCUCCACCAGUUCAAUUCCAACAAGAACAGGUGCGAACUGAAGGUGCUCAACACGAAGGACCUAAGCGAGAGCUUCUGCGACAUCAUCUUCGAUCAAGCGAA